Messenger RNA from Lineus longissimus, 1779 nucleotides. Its product is annotated as charged multivesicular body protein 5-like. Lineage: Eukaryota; Metazoa; Nemertea; Pilidiophora; Heteronemertea; Lineidae. The transcript has 6 exons. The record is from RefSeq and is a predicted model, not a curated record. The coding region runs from base 64 to 735 and encodes 223 amino acids. Gene Ontology annotation, biological process: vesicle budding from membrane; late endosome to vacuole transport via multivesicular body sorting pathway. Gene Ontology annotation, cellular component: multivesicular body.
GGUGAAGGUCGAAAUAUCGGGAAGUGCGAAAUUUUGUCAACAUUCGUCCGAUUUUCUCUCAAAAUGAACCGAUUGUUUGGUACGUCAAAGGCUAAGAAGCCUCCACCGAAUCUUUCGGAUAGUAUCAACAAUGUUGAUAGUCGAGCGGAUUCUGUAGAUAAGAAGAUUGCUCGUCUUGAUGCUGAGCUGAAGAAAUAUAAAGAUCAGAUGAAGAAAAUGAGAGACGGACCUUCAAAGAACAUGGUCAAGCAACGUGCACUGAGAGUUUUGAAACAGAAAAAAACAUAUGAAUCACAGAUGGAAAAUUUACGGAAUCAAUCCUUCAACAUGGAACAGCAAAAUUUUGCCAUCCAGACAGUCAAAGACACAAAAACUACUGUUGACGCCAUGAAAUUAGGAGUAAAAGAAUUCAAGAAGGAGUUUAAAAAGGUCAACAUAGAUCAAGUUGAGAACUUACAAGACGACAUGGAGGACAUGUUAGAUCAGACAAAUGACAUCCAAGAAGCUCUGGGGCGACAGUACGGCUGUCCUGAUGACCUUGAUGAAGAUGACCUUGAGGCGGAGCUUGAUGCGCUUGGAGAUGAGCUUGCGCUGGACGAAGAUUCAAAUUAUCUUGACGAGGCGAUUGGUGCACCAUCAAUACCAUCGAAAGAACCAGGAGCAGACAGUGUAGCAGCGGAUGGUGUUAAAAUGGACGAGUUUGGUCUGCCAGAAAUUCCACAAAAAGCACAGUAGCAGAUUCUUUAGUUCAAACUCAAAGGACAAAAGACAUUGUGUUCAAAUUGGCUUCUGAGUAGGCCAGGACUGAAGGAGUCUAUACAGGCAAAAGUUCCCAUCAAUCCUUCAUAGAAUCUAUGACAAAGAUUUACCAUCAAAGAUUCUACCAUGGGCCUAUCAAUGAUUCGAUGAUGGUAAGUUUUGCCUGUGUAGGCCUCCAGAUUGUUAGGGCUAAUCUUCAAGACUAUGAUGAAUAUCGGAAUGGAGUUUCAUAUCAAAUAAUAUGAUUGCCAGAAUUUCUGUGGAUGUCCACAUUUCAUUGGUUGGUUGUGACUGAGAUAGCAAAAGUCAACGAGUAGAGAUCCUUUCAGGGUGUCAGUCAUGUUCCUCCAGCAUCGAUGAAAAUGGUAUGCCUGAUGUUAUAAUUUGUAACAAGUGCUUCUGGGUGUUCAAUGAGCCAAUGAGUAAUUCAGAGAGAGCUAUCAGGAUGAUCAGUACGUAUUUCAUCUGGAAUGAUUCUCAGGAAUAUCUUAGAAUAUCCUUGAAUAUGUCUUAGUUAGCUGCAAGAUUGUGACAAUGUAAAUAAAGUAAUUCUGGAACUCCUCUUGUAAGUUGUGCAUUAUCAUUUUGGUAUUCUAUGUAAAUACGAUAAGUGUCUAAUACACGUAGUGCUAUCAUAAUCUUUUCUUUGUCAUCUGUGUCAUAUACAUGUACGCAGUUGUUUGUGCUACAUUCUAUCCUCAUCCUUUCUUUAUACCAUGUAAAUAGUCCUGACAUUUAUGUGGCAGUGUGUCAGUUAUGAGCCACCUGACAUCGUCGCCUCGUGCCAGCAUCUUAAAGGGAGACUAAAGGCAAAAGCUAGUGAGUCCAAGCUGACAUCGUCAGGUGGCUAAUCCGCACAGUUGGUGUCCUGGGUCCUGUUUGACUCCUCCUACUGGGUACAUGUAAAUUAUGUUCCUGGUUCAAGCAUACAUGUAGUCUAAGCUUUGUCAGUACGUACAUUCACUAUUACUUGUUCAUACAUGUAGAAUAUUUAUCAUAAAUACAAUGACCUAAAUUGUA